Messenger RNA from Pseudo-nitzschia multistriata, 1657 nucleotides. Lineage: Eukaryota; Bacillariophyta; Bacillariophyceae; Bacillariales; Bacillariaceae. The record is from the annotation of a GenBank genome assembly.
CCACUGAAUGUUGUGAAUUGCCGUACCGUAGGACUUCCUUCCACCAAGGAUCCAGGCAAACCGAUUCCAGAAUCUCUGCUAUUGCACGGUAGGGCGGAGAAACACAAACCGCGAUCGAGAUGAUGACGAACGCACCGACGAUCUUCUGCAUCGUCCAAUGGAUGCUUUCCCACACGCUGGCCGGAGCAAAAUGGCUGCAAAACACCGGGAACUCCCAUCGGAGGGGCGCCACCGCCUUUGUCGCACCCGGAAGAACCAACUCAUCCCGCCGAAGCACGGGCAGAAAACCGCCGGCCACCGUGUCUUCCUCGGCGAAGGAAGCCGCUGCGGAGGGAGAAACGGCGGAAGCCAUCCGCGGCCCCGUUCUUCUGCCGUCGCCCCCCUCGUCUCCCACYGCCUUCGAUUCGGCCUGCGUCGCGAACCCUGUCGUCCUCCCACCGUCCUCAACCAGUACGGACAAGUGGCAGAUGUACUACUACGGAAACCCCGGAAGCUGGGCCAACCACACAAAGGGAUUCCUUCCCACCGGGUACGUCGGGCUCGCCGAGUCCACCGACGGGAUCCACUGGGAAAAAAUUCCCGGAACCGAGGAGCAUGGCUCGGUCCUGGCCCCCACCGGCCGGGAGGAAGACUUUGACGGAUUGCACCUGGGGGUGGGGGACGUCGUCCGCGUUGGCGACGAUGGCGACAGCGAGCUCCACAUGUACUACCUCGGGGGAUCGUUCGAGGGGAUUCCACUYGGGCCCCCGGGUGCGCCUCCCACGAGGGGCCUCCGGAUGCGCAUCGGGAGGGCCCGGUCGACCGACAACGGGAGGACGUGGGAGAGGACGGGGCAGGUCCUGGACUACGAUCCCUCCGAGGGAGUGUUUGCGAGCUGGCCCCGYAUCGUUCUCCCGGAAGGGGACGGCGACGACGAUGGCACACCGUGGCGGAUGCUCUACCACGCCUUCAAUGGCACCCGGUGGGCGGUCUUCGAGGCGACCAGCAGCGACCAGGGAGAGACCUGGACGCGAGGAGACAGAGGCAUGGCGCUGGGGCCGGACGAUCCCAGCGGGUGGGACGGGGCCGGGGUYGGCACCCGGGCCGURGUCCGAACCGCGGACGGAGAACUGGCCAUGGUGUACGAAGCGGUCGACGGGGCGGGCGGGCCGUUCGGCGGACGCCACMGGUUCGGCCUGGCCCGCUGGGAGGAGGCCGGUGAAGGCAAGGGCGGCGGUGCCUGGGUCAAGGACACCGCCACCACCGGUGUACCGGGGGGACCGAUCCUGGACGGCGGCGUCGACCCCCUGCCAGCGUGGACCUCCCACGUCAUCGGCACUCCCUACCUGGUCGCCACGGAGGAAGGAGGGAUCCGGCUGUACUACUGUUCCAAGAAAGACAACGACAUGUCCAUGAGCAUCGGGCUCGUGGAAUCGGCGAGCGGUGGCUUUGACCCGUCGUCCUGGAAAGCAGUAUCUCCCUAGGAGCCGUAGUUUGCUUUUUGCCACGAACACAGUGUUUUGGUACCGGUGUUUGGGUACCGGGGGAUUGGAAAAGAGCAAUGGUGUGUGCCAUCAACAAGACUUGUUGAAACCAAAUACGAUUCGCGAACCAAAAAAUCUUCUUCUGUGUCAUUUGUAGGUAUCAACUUUUCUUCUACUAAACUUGUCGCAAAUGG